AUGAGGCGGAUUGAUCAGGUGACUAACAUCCUGGCCCCACUAGCGGUGGGACAGGUCAUGACCCUGGCCUCCAAUGUAGUUGGCUGUGGCUUCAUCCUGGGCUGGAACCUUGUGUCUCUCAUUGUGGAGUUCUUCUUCUUGUCACGGGUGUACCGCAUCGUCCCUGCUCUUUCAAUCAAACCCCCGGUGCUGGAGGAGGAUCAGGUGUUUUUGCAGAGGACAGAGAAGAGAAUGUCACAAGGGGAAAGUACUGUUGCACCGCCUCAACCUCAACCUCAGACAGAAGGUAACUGCAACUCGAGCCUGCACCUAAAAGAAAUCACCAACCUGCCGUUGUGUUUCCAGAGGUUUCGCUGGCUGGUGAGCACCUGCAAGGACGGCUGGAAGGCCUACUAUCGCCAGCCUGUCUUCCUGGCAGGAAUGGGUCUGGCUUUCCUCUACACCACAGUCCUGGGCUUUGACUGCAUCACCACCGGCUAUGCGUAUACUCAGGGCAUAAGCGGCUCUCUCCUCAGUCUGCUGAUGGGUGUAUCGGCUAUCACAGGGCUGAUGGGCACCGUGAUGUUCACUAGACUCAGGAAGUCCUAUGGUCUGGUUAACACAGGCAUCAUCUCAAGCUGCCUCCACCUGGGCUGCUUGCUGCUGUGUGUUUGCUCUGUGUUUGCCCCGGGCAGCCCUAUGGAUCUUAGUUUGCUGAUGCCCUAUAUUACCACCAACUCCUCCACUGACCUUGGAGGGAUGGCCAGCCAAAGGCAAAAACACACCUAUGCUCUUAGAGGAGGAAGCAAUCAACCACUGCUACCAGACCGCUCCUCCAUCCACUGGACCAACAACACUGUGCUCUUUGACAACGUCCCUUCUGAUGCGGUGCCAGAAUCUUACAUCUCCAUCAUCCUUCUGUUCUUGGGUGUCAUAACAGCACGCAUUGGUCUCUGGUCCUUCGACCUGACAGUGACCCAGCUCCUGCAGGAGAACAUCUGUGAGUCAGAGAGGGGUGUGGUGAACGGGGUGCAGAGCUCUAUGAAUUACCUGAUGGAUCUGCUUCACUUCAUCAUGGUGAUCUCCGCACCACAGCCACAGCACUUUGGCAUCCUAGUCAUCAUUUCUGUAUUAUUCAUCACUACUGGGCACACUAUGUACUUCCUGUACGCACACAAAGCUAAGAGAAAAUGCCGCCUGGACACAUAA
Notothenia coriiceps (black rockcod) is the source of this 1188-nucleotide messenger RNA. Its product is annotated as solute carrier family 40 member 1. The record is from RefSeq and is a predicted model, not a curated record. The transcript has 3 exons. Bases 1 to 1188 code for a protein of 395 amino acids. Lineage: Eukaryota; Metazoa; Chordata; Actinopteri; Perciformes; Nototheniidae. Gene Ontology annotation, molecular function: iron ion transmembrane transporter activity. Gene Ontology annotation, cellular component: membrane. Gene Ontology annotation, biological process: iron ion transmembrane transport.